AUGUCCGCCACUGCACCAUCUAUGACUCAUCUCCGUCGUAUUUUGGUCAGCGGUAAGGUGCAGGGCGUGUUCUACCGUAAGCACGCUCAGAAAGCGGCGGCGAAGCUGGGCAUCACGGGUUGGGUUCGCAACCUGCCGGAUGGCCGUGUGGAGAUCCUCGCGGAGGGCACUAGAGCGCAACUAGACGAGCUUGAGAGGUGGUGCUAUGAGGGCUCGCCCAGGUCAAGGGUCUCCGAGGUCGCGUCGUUACCAGUGGGAGCGGACGGCGAUGUCGGAAGGGACGUAUCCUGUAAAUCGCGUGCGGAAAGCGGCGACAGCAGCGUGUUGAAGAGGUCUAGCGACGGAGGAAUCGCACCGAGCCGGCACUUUAUGGACUUUAAAAUAGCUAAAUAA
This is a messenger RNA of Phytomonas sp. EM1, 393 nucleotides long. Lineage: Eukaryota; Euglenozoa; Kinetoplastea; Trypanosomatida; Trypanosomatidae. The record is from the annotation of a GenBank genome assembly.